Cydia pomonella (codling moth) is the source of this 1175-nucleotide messenger RNA. It is a transcript of the gene Lamtor1, whose product is annotated as ragulator complex protein LAMTOR1. Gene Ontology annotation, molecular function: molecular adaptor activity; guanyl-nucleotide exchange factor activity. NCBI's taxonomy places the organism in Eukaryota, Metazoa, Arthropoda, Insecta, Lepidoptera, Tortricidae. The record is from RefSeq and is a predicted model, not a curated record. The coding region runs from base 315 to 803 and encodes 162 amino acids. Gene Ontology annotation, biological process: lysosome organization; positive regulation of MAPK cascade; positive regulation of TOR signaling. The transcript has 4 exons. Gene Ontology annotation, cellular component: membrane raft; late endosome membrane; lysosome.
ACGUGCGUAGAAUGUUGUGAAAACGUGAAAAUUUACUGUGUUAAUAAACAUUUUUUUAAAGCAAAAAUAUCCGUUUGGCAUUUUUUGCAGUGUUUGCAAGAUGGGCACAAGUAUUGACUGUGUCAGUUUUUAUCGUUAAUUAAUAGUUGAGUGACUUAUUAUCAGCGUAGUUCAUUGGAUUAUGCUGAACAUGGAAGCGGAUGGACUAGUGUCAGUAGUGUCAUUGUUUUGCAUCGCAGUGGCAUUCUGUUGCAUGUUUUCUUUGUGUUUUACUGCUAACAAACAAUUUAAAAUAAACAUUUUUCUUUGUCACAAUGAGUUGUGAUGGUUGGCUGUCUAAAUGGAUAUACUGCGUUUCGUUUCCGGAAGAAAACACGGUUAAUGAACGAACGCAUCUGCUCGAAGUGAGUGAACAGACACAAGAGAGUCCUGCGCCGGCGCCGGCCGCGCCGCCGCGGAAGCCCGACGAGCAAAGCGCACUUAACAGGAUACUCCAUGAGACUGCCACUAACGUAAUAGACGUCGGCGCGCUCGGUCCAUACGCGCUCGAGCCGGGCGCGUACUCCGAGCGCGUCCGCGCGUACACGGCCCGCGUCGCGGCGGCGCCCGCCGUCCCGCCGCCGCCGCCGCGCCUGCUCAAAGACGUGCCCUUAGCGGAGCGGAAUGCGCUGCUGUCUAAACCACCGUUGAGCAAUGACGAUAAAGAGCUAAUAGCGAACGCAGUGAAGAAGGCUGCAGCAGCGAUAUCGGAACUGCGAGUGGAGCACCAUGAAGACCUGGUCGUACCGUUCAGGGUCCCAUAGCAACACCGCCCACAGUCCAGGCGGUCCUUCUGAACUAACACUACCGACCAUACGGUCUUUCACUUAACAGUUAACAUUUAGAGAAGUCUUCACAGAAUAAGGGCUCAUGUAAGAGUCCCCGGCCGAAUUUCACCUUCCUGUACAAACGCAGGUACGUUCUCAUUUUGUCUCUUGUAACAAAGAAAAAACAUAUUCCUAAAAGUGAAAUUAGACAUUUCGUCUUGUUAUUUAACGUUCUCAUUUUAAAACUACGUGUAUGAUUGUAAUGAAAUUUGGACAUAUAAUGACAUGACUUAUAUCUAUAAUCUGUAUUUUUAGGUAUUUAAAUAAAAGUGAACAAAAUCUACCCUCUAAUGGCUCAAGCCAGUUGAG